Messenger RNA from Branchiostoma belcheri (Belcher's lancelet), 484 nucleotides. RefSeq lists its product as uncharacterized. The transcript has 3 exons. Lineage: Eukaryota; Metazoa; Chordata; Leptocardii; Amphioxiformes; Branchiostomatidae. The record is from RefSeq and is a predicted model, not a curated record. Bases 1 to 375 code for a protein of 124 amino acids.
AUGCGUCCGCAAGUGUUCAUGCUAACAUUCGCUGGUCUCCAGGUGGCUGCCAUGGCCGCCGUCGGUGACAAGUGUGAGACGGAGUACGACUGUAGUACAUCGUGGCCGCGACAGGAGUGCUGUAGGAAGGACGGCCAGACCUGGUCCAUCUAUUGGUACAACCACGACUUCUCCCAGCCCCUUGAGCAGGGCUCGUGCGGCGGGUUGGGUCAGGAGGGGGAGGUGUGCUGGACGGAAAUGUCCUACGACUCCUGCCAGUGCGCGGACGGGCUGUCCUGCCAGCCUGCCCCGGAGCAGCCAGACGCCGACCCGGGACAGUUCCCGCUGCACAUCCACACAUGCCAGACCGCGCCGGAGUACCCGCAGUGGGGCUGAUCCAAAAACAACACCGGGAACUACAUGUAUCAUUUCAUGCUACAGUAUAUAACAGUACAGUAUGAGCUGUGGUAUGGAUCUGAAAUGUGGUCGGUGUUUCAAAAUGGAA